AUGGCAUGCGGGAAGGAUGCUUCCAACGAGAAUUUCCCCGAUAGGCCAGAUAAAGGGCACUAUAAUCCCUGGAUAAAACUGGUCGCCCAUCUGUUCGUGUCAGCGUGGCAUGUACCUAUCAAAAUGGGCAGUGAUAGGGUAAAACUACGUAAGGGAAAAUAUAUGAAAAUUGCAAUUUAUGAGCCCCAACAUUUUCCGUAUCUAACCGUUAAAUGGCUGGACCUUACCCUGCUAGAUAUUGUGGAAACUCUUCAUAUAACAGCAGACGAAUAUCGUUGUAAGAUCGAGGAGGCCGGUCACUAUAUACAGCCAUGUCUUAUAUUCGCGGAGGAGGAGCCCGUAAACCGCUCGACACAAGUAUGUAGUACCUUGAGGCCAGAAAAGACGCGGAAUCAUUACAAGCAGUGUAGCAGCUUGGAAGACGUCACAAAAUACCAGUUGCAUCGGUUUCCGAUAUUUUUUUGGGCAUCUUCCCCACCACUCAAAAAAAUCUUUUGGACCUUCUUCUGCUUUACUCCCGCCGGUACAAGGCUCCUCUCGAAUUCGGCUCACGAGAUGCGACCACAGAGAAACCAGCUGACAGCUUCAUCUCAUCUCCCUACACGACCCUCUUCGCAGAUCUGUGAUGGUCAUUGGCUGGACAUGGAUACAGAGGCUGACUUGACUGGCUGGGUAUUUGAGGCGCUUUGCUUCGCUCGCUUUGCAUAG
This is a messenger RNA of Morchella sextelata, 708 nucleotides long. RefSeq lists its product as uncharacterized. Lineage: Eukaryota; Fungi; Ascomycota; Pezizomycetes; Pezizales; Morchellaceae. The record is from RefSeq and is a predicted model, not a curated record. The transcript has 13 exons. The coding region runs from base 1 to 708 and encodes 235 amino acids.